AUGGUGACAACCUCUCCUGACGAAGAGUCAAUCAGGCCCAAAAAUGCAUCGGGUGACAGUCGUCUAAGAGUAUCUCGCUUCCAGCGGUCCCUAUCGGUUUCAUCCGCCGCAAUGCCUUCAGCCCAUUCAGGACCAAUGGGUCUCAACCAUAGCCCGGUAUUUCCUCAGUCGCUAGAUAUAAUACGGAAUAAUCUAGAUCCAGCACCACCGUUGGUUCAUCAUGGCUCGCACCGGCCUUCGCGGUCGAUUGAUGGCGAUGCCUUACCUCCGCGCUCGGAAUCGAUCGCAUCUACUGCGGCCACAGUGGUCCGCUCCACGGGUUACUCAGAUGUGUAUUCGGAUCCCACUGUCAAAUUAGAUUAUGACGACGUGUCGCUGUCAGAGGCACUGGCACCAAAUCCUCGCGAUGAGGCUGCUGAUUUCGAUGUUGACGAAAAUCGGUUCGCCUUCUCGCCAGGACAGCUGAACAAAAUGCAGAAUCCAAAGUCCCUCGCAGCAUUCUAUGCCCUCGGUGGCUUGCAAGGGUUAGAGAAAGGCCUCCGAACGGACCUAAUGGCCGGUCUAUCCGUCGAUGAGGGUCGGCUGGAAGGUUUUGUCGAUUUUCAGCAGCUGACGUUCCCCCCGCACGACAAGUCGCUCUAUAUCUCUAAACCGCAGCUGGAAGCCAAUCCGGCUCCGGCAGUAACUUCAACAACCAGCGGUUCUUCAAAAUUCGAGGACCGCAUCCGGGUUUACGCCGAGAACAAGCUACCGGCUCGAAAGUCAGCUGGGUUCUUCAAGUUGUUUUGGGUCGCCUAUAACGAUAAGAUCAUUAUAUUGCGUGGAGUGGGUGGAGGGGUGGCUAUCUGCGUGGCGAUUCUGAUCGUCACCGUGGUCACCGCAGCUAAUGACUGGCAAAAGGAAAAACAAUUUGCCAAACUCAACAAGCGAAACAAUGACCGCGAGGUCAAAGCUAUCCGAUCAGGCAAGUCAACAUUGAUAUCUGUUUACGAUAUUAUGGUGGGCGACGUGCUCCACCUAGAGCCCGGUGACUCUAUACCCGCUGAUGGGGUCUUGAUCUCGGGACAUGGUGUGAAAUGCGACGAGUCAUCAGUUACUGGCGAGUCAGACCACAUGAAGAAGACGAAUGGCUAUGACGUUUGGCAGCGGAUUAUAGAAGGCCGCGCAAACAAGAAUCUUGACCCGUUUAUGGUCUCCGGCAGCAAGGUUCUCGAAAGCGUGGGCACCUAUCUGGUGACCAGUGUUGGACGGUUUUCCACAUACGGUCGGAUCAUGCUGUCACUGCAGACUUCCAACGAUCCUACACCGCUCCAGGUAAAACUCGGUUAUCUUGCAAAUUGGAUCGGGUAUUUGGGUUCAGCUGCAGCCAUUAUUCUCUUCCUUGUCUUGUUAUUCCAAUUCGUUGCCGAUCUUCCAAAUCAUCCGGAUCAGAGCCCUGCUGUUAAGGGCCAGCAUUUUGUUGAUAUUUUAAUUGUAGCUGUGACUGUCAUUGUUGUCGCGGUUCCAGAGGGCCUUCCACUCGCAGUCACACUUGCUCUGGCCUUUGCUACGACUCGCAUGGUUAAGGAGAAUAACCUGGUUCGCGUUCUACGGGCCUGCGAGACAAUGGGAAAUGCCACGGUAAUAUGCUCUGAUAAGACAGGGACCUUAACACAAAACAAAAUGACAGUCGUCGCCGGCACCUGGGGCUCAAAUCAAAGCUUCAGUCGACCAUCCGAGGGUGAAACUCGGCCUAGCUCGAGGAAUAUCUCAGAGGUUUUCCAGCAAAUGUCGGCUCCGGUGCGGGAUCUUAUUGUUCAGAGUGUUGCCUUGAACUCUACCGCGUUUGAGGAAGGGAUAAACAGCCAAAAAGAGUUCAUUGGGAGCAAGACUGAAGUCGCACUGCUUCAAUUAGCCCAUGAUUAUUUGGGUAUGGAUCUCACCCUAGAACGGGGAUCCGCCGAGAUCGUCCAGCUUAUUCCAUUCGACUCGACGCGGAAAUGCAUGGGUCUCGUUUAUCGCCAUUGCAAUACAGGUUACCGGCUUCUUGUUAAAGGUGCUCCCGAGAUUAUGGUCCGUGCAUGCUCUGCGCAGAUUGCAGAUAUAGCUACUUCCAAGGAAAGACUCCACGCGGAGACGCUGUCAGAGGACGACAGACGGAAAAUCAUUGAGACCAUUGAUAAAUACGCCAGGGAGUCUCUUCGGACGAUUGGAAUGGUGUACAAGGACUAUCUAACCUGGCCUCCGACAGAUGCCAGGAAGUUAGAAGAUGAUCCGUGUUCAGCUGAUUUUGACGAUGUCUUCCGAGACAUGACCUGGGUCGGGGUCGUGGGCAUUCAGGAUCCCCUUCGGCCUGAGGUUCCACCGGCGAUUCGGAAAUGUUAUUCCGCGGGAGUCCAAGUUAAGAUGGUGACUGGGGACAAUAUUGCAACUGCUAUCGCGAUUGCAUCGUCUUGUGGUAUUAAGACUAAAGAUGGGUUAGUCAUGGAAGGCCACGAUUUCCGACACUUAUCAGGUGAAGAGUUAGACCGGGUUAUUCCCCGCCUGCAGGUUCUGGCACGGUCUUCGCCAGAAGACAAGCGUAUCUUGGUAGAACGGCUUAAAAUCCUUGGCGAAACAGUUGCUGUGACAGGCGACGGCACAAAUGACGGGCCUGCUUUGAGAACCGCGGAUGUUGGAUUCUCUAUGGGCAUUGCCGGCACUGAGGUAGCCAAAGAGGCUAGUUCAAUUAUCCUCCUAGACGACAAUUUCCGAUCUAUCGUUACGGCGAUCGCCUGGGGACGGACGGUAAACGACGCCGUUGCGAAGUUCCUCCAGUUUCAAAUCACGGUCAACAUCACGGCCGUUAUUCUGACGUUUGUGUCGUCCAUCUAUAGCGAUUCGAAUAACCCCGUGCUCAAUGCUGUGCAGCUGCUCUGGGUGAACCUUAUAAUGGACACAUUUGCUGCACUAGCCCUAGCCACUGACGGCCCGACAGCAGAAAUUCUGGAUCGAAAACCCGUACCCAAAAGUGCCCCACUCUUCACCAUGAACAUGUGGAAGAUGAUCCUCGGACAAACAGUCUACAAACUCGCUGUGAUCUUCAUGCUGUACUUCGCGGGGGACCAACUUUUGAAUCCACAGCUUGACAGCAGCGACCCAGAUCUUCGAUCCAAACAGCUUUCCACAGUUGUCUUCAACACCUUCGUGUGGAUGCAAGUUUUUAACGAAUUCAACUGCCGCCGCCUCGACAACAAGUUCAAUGUCUUCGAGGGCAUGUUUCGGAACUACUGGUUUUUGGGCAUCAACGCCGUUAUUGUCGGCGGACAAAUAAUGAUUGUAUUCAUUGGCGGCCAGGCAUUUCGCGUGACUCGUCUCAGUGGGAUUUUAUGGGCCGUUUGUCUCAUCUGUGCCGUGGGGUGUAUGCCGUGGGCCAUGAUCCUACGCAUGGUCCCCGACCACCGUUUUGCUCUCUUUUUCAAUGCCGUCGUCGGCAGUAUAUCGCUCGUCAUGUGGCCAUUUGUCAAGGGCCUCCAGGCCUUUAGUAGAGGCAUCAAGGCUUCCUUCCGACCCGUCACCCGAUUCAUCCUCCAGGUUUUCUCUCGGCGAGUCCCAAAACACAAUGGAGAUUUUCCUGUUCAGGGGUCAACGAAUUCUCAGACCAGAGAAAAGGAAGGGCCUGUUUCGAUGAUGCAGUGUCAACAGGAUACUCCUGAAUGUCUUCAGGAGCCAUCGCAAGCCUCGGUGCCUCCAAAUAUAAUCACGACUUCUCCUUAAUCUUCCAUGGUUCUUAUGCGGUCCCAAAAGCGUUUCCUCGGACAUAUUUCUCUUGCUUUGUUGACAGAAUAAAUAAAGGAAAGCUGGCACACUGAGGAUAUUCGUCAGCAGACACGGCAUAGUUUCUCACCAGUCGGGAUGAAUAGAUCAGCGAUAAAGCCUUCAACUGGACAUCGAGUUUUGGGCCUAUUUGGUUUUGAAAUUGCAUGACCGCUGAGUUCUUGCCACACUGAAC
Molecule: messenger RNA, 3970 nt
Organism: Penicillium canescens
Lineage: Eukaryota; Fungi; Ascomycota; Eurotiomycetes; Eurotiales; Aspergillaceae
Exons: 6
Coding region: 1-3735 (1244 amino acids)
Biological process (GO): calcium ion transmembrane transport; intracellular calcium ion homeostasis
Cellular component (GO): intracellular membrane-bounded organelle; membrane
Molecular function (GO): ATP binding; ATP hydrolysis activity; P-type calcium transporter activity
Source: RefSeq, a predicted model, not a curated record